AUGACCAAACAUCUUCUCGUAAUUGGUACCUUGAUCGCCCAGGCUGUCGUCGCUGUUGCUUCCACAAGCCAGCAGCAGCACUCAUGGCAGCUUCCCAUCGAUGCCACCUUGGCGCAGCCCCUUCCUGAGCAUGUUUCGUCUCACCAGCCCAUUUCUGACCGCAGCCAAGCGCACAUCUGGUCGCUGUCAUCUGCCGAGUCGCAUCGGCAGUCUUUUUCCUUGCAGCAUGCCGGUCAUCGAACCAGCUUGACUGCCGACAAGGUCCCGAAGCAGACCACGAGUGACGUCUUCGAUGAUGCUGCGCCUGCUGGCUUGAACUGGUCCCUCUCCAACACGAAUGGAUCGAUUCAAGUGGAUGCGCUCUUUCCCUCGCUUGCCCAUCUCGACCUGCUACGUGCCGGCGUGAUCCAGGACCCCUCUAUCGGUCUCAAUGAGGGCCUGUACCGAUGGAUCCCGGAUGAGCCCACAUGGACCUACACCGCGGAUCUCGAACCCGUCUUGAAGCGGAUCAGAGCUUCCCGCAAUGGUCGCAGCGCUGAUCAGCAGCAAUGGCUUUACUUCCAGGGCCUUGAUACGAUCGCGCAAGUCUAUGUCGGCGGUAAAUUGAUCGGCGAGACCCACAACCAGCACAAGUGGUAUGCCUUUCGCAUUCCCUCGCGCCUCGUCGAUCUCAAUGCCACAACCCAAAGGACGGAUGGUGGACGCAACACCAACAUCACGCUCGUCUUCAACAACACGAACCGUUAUGCUGCUCAGCAAGCCGACAAAUUCGACCCGGGCUACCCCAACCAGCUCAAUGGCGGUCUCCGACCCCGAACGUUCGACUACGAGUAUCCCAACCGCAUCUUUGUUCGCAAGCAGCAGUCCGAUUUCGGUUGGGACUGGGGGCCGGCUCUGGUUCCUGUGGGUCCCCACAAGCCGGCCUACUUGAUCGCUCUUCCUGAUGUCGAUCAGGACUCUAAGGAUAUCACAGACGCUAGCGAGGCAGCGCAGACACCUAGCGAUCUGGCGAUCACAGCAGAAAAGCCGACAGUGGUCGUCCUGGCCUUGGGCGUCGACAUCUAUCGCAAAAGACAGACCAACAAUCUGCCGCCACCCGAUCCGAACGCGACCUGGAUCGUCAAUGUCACGCUCACCCUUCUUUCGUCGAGAGAGGUCAGCUGGCCGUCGCUGCGCCUCUCGAUCCCUUCUCUCGGUCUGCACACGUUCGAUGCGCUGCUCUCUUCGUCGACCGUGUCUGCUGGACUCAACGAGCCUGUGCACGCGACCUUCGAGGUUCCAAGCAGUGGAAAGUACGGUCCUGAACUCUGGUGGCCGCGCGGCUACGGUAAUCAGACCAUGUACGAGCUUGUGGUCCACAGCGACGAGCUGAAGCUCGAGGUCAAAAAGCGGGUCGGCUUCCGCACAGCCGUGUUCGAUCUCUCGACCGUCUCUCCCGAGGAAGUCCAGCAAGGCGUCCAGCCCGGCUCGCAUUUUCGGCUGUUCGUCAACGACCGAGAAGUGUAUGUGAUGGGAACCAACAUGAUCCCGCUCGACACGCUUGGUCCACGCACCAACCCAGCCUACCUCCGCUGGCUGCUCGAUUCGGCGACCUAUACGCAUGUCAAUCUCGUCCGUAUUUGGGGAGGAGGCGCCUACCCGUCUCAAGAGCUGCUCGACUUGUGCGAUGAGCGAGGCAUCAUGGUGUGGAUAGACGCCAUGUUUGCCGCCUCGCUCUAUCCGUACCACAACGACUUUCUAUCGGAAGUUGGCGGCGAGAUCGCACAGGUGAUGGUGGACACUGUUACGCAUCCGAGCGUCGUCGCUGUGGUGGGAAACAACGAAGGUGAGCUGUUCUUCACUGCGUACGGCAAGUGGGAGCAGGACGCCGAGUGGAAGCGCGGCUACGAGCUCUUGUUCGAUACUGUAAUUCGAGACCGCGUCAAGGAGAUCAGCAGGGGUCUAUCGUACAUCCCCUGCUCUACAACAACGGGCUACAUCCAGCUGGACCCGUACAUCGGGCGAUACGACAACUACACUCGCGGCGUCGAGCUGCAUGGCACUGGCGAGCACUAUGGCUACGACGCCACAAAGGCGUUCGACAUCGCCUCCUACCCGCGCAGCCGCUUCAUGGUCGAAUUCGGCAUGUUCUCACUGCCGUCCAUCCAAACCCUGGACCGCAUCCUCGUCGGCGACUACUCGGUCAACUCGACCGUCCUUCGUGCGCACCUCAAGCAUCCGCCCGCUGCAAAUCUCACCUAUCCCUUUGCCGCCGACACCGGUCGGGCCGAGCUCCUCUCUGCGGUCACCACGUAUUUUCCUGUCCCUUCUGCAUCCCUGUCGGAACGCGAACAGCUGCACAGGUGGAGCGUCAGCAGCCAGCUCUUCCACGCGCUGUACCUGGCGAAUCAGAUCAGCGUAUAUCGUGUACAGGCGGCGACGCGCGAGCGAAAUCGAGGACUGGUCGUGUGGCAGCUCAACGACGUGUGGGAGGGCACGAGUUGGAGCAGUGUCGAGUAUGGCGGUGCGUGGAAGAUGGUGCAGUAUGCGAUGGCGGGGAUGCAGGCGCCGGUGGCGGUGGUAGGUGUGUAUAAUGGGACGGUGGACAGGUUGGAUGUGAACGUGGUGUGGAGUGGAGCGGUGAGAGAGAAGGGAGGGGAGGUGGAGAUGGAGUGGUUCGAUUGGACGGGUCGAAGCGUGAGGAGGGAGACGCGGCGGUUCGAGGUGGAUACGACUGGUAGUGCUGGUGCGGUGACGGUGCAGACGUUCGACAACGUCACCAACCUCUGCGGUGACGAAGGAUGUUACCUCCACCUCUCGUUCAACGACACAAGAGCAUACUGGACACCCAUGCAUGCGCUUCAACGCACCCUCACCCGGCUGCACGACCAAGGUCGGCGUCCGAAGCUCGAACUCUCCCUUCCCUCAGAGGGAAACGAGUGGGUGGUAGAAGUGCGCAACACAGGUAGCAGUGUCGCGCCAUGGGUGUGGCUCGAACACGGUACGCGGGAAGUGGGGUUCUUUGCGAGAUGUCAAGAGGGACAGUGUAGGCCGUGGAACGGGUUCUGGUUGCAGCCGGGGGAGGUGGUGAGGGUGCGCUUUGUUAGCGCUGGAGGUGCGCAGGGGAAGGGGGAGGAAGAGGGGAAGAGGGCCUGGUUUGCGGGGGUGACGGCGUCGUCGAUGUUUGACAACUUUGAUCCUUCGUCCUAG
Messenger RNA from Kalmanozyma brasiliensis GHG001, 3189 nucleotides. Its product is annotated as Glycoside hydrolase, family 2/20, immunoglobulin-like beta-sandwich domain protein. Lineage: Eukaryota; Fungi; Basidiomycota; Ustilaginomycetes; Ustilaginales. Gene Ontology annotation, molecular function: beta-mannosidase activity. Bases 1 to 3189 code for a protein of 1062 amino acids. Gene Ontology annotation, biological process: glycoprotein catabolic process. The record is from RefSeq and is a predicted model, not a curated record. The transcript has a single exon.